Messenger RNA from Cetraspora pellucida, 1206 nucleotides. NCBI's taxonomy places the organism in Eukaryota, Fungi, Glomeromycota, Glomeromycetes, Diversisporales, Gigasporaceae. The record is from the annotation of a GenBank genome assembly.
AUGUCUUCUGAACAACCUCUACACGUUGUUAUACGCAUCCCGUAUAAAAGACCUCCGGGCUUUGUGGAACCUCCUGCCGAAAUGGAACAAAGAUUAUGGGAAAUACUCACACACAACAAAGAUCAAAAUAUAGAUUGGAAUUCUGCUUCUCGACUCUUAAAUGUGCCAGUUCCAUAUCUUUUGCGUCAUGCUGCUUUUUUAUAUGAAAAUCAACUUCGUGGUGUUAAAAUGCAAUUACGUCGAGAUGAAGCAAUGAGUUCCAGCAAUAUUAGCGGUUCACAUGGGAAUCGUAACAGAGCUUCAAGUUUAAUUGAUGGAAGCCCUAGACCACCAUCUGCUCUGUCUAGCAUAAGCAGAGAUCAAUUUACACCAGCACGUGCAGUUUAUACUGGGUCUCCAGAUAUGAUGCGAACCGGAAGUAAUACCAGUUUGUCAGAUGGCAAGAAAUUAGUUAGUGGAUCAAUUUCUUCUUCAAUCACCGUAACUCAAUCUUUAAAUGAAGCGAAGCAGACACAAGUUACGCCUUCUCCUCCCCAGAACGGAUCCCCUACUUUCUCUAGACGACCAUUGUCUACCUCAUCUUCCGUUUCAACGAUUACUACCAUUGACCCCAUUUCUAGGCAGCCUGCUCAAAUGGCACCCAGGCAAGAUAGUUUUCCUGCUACUAAUUUAUCUACUAUAGAAUCAUCCACUACAACUUCAUUCGCGACUCCUGCUGCAUCAUUGACUAUGCCGUUGUCGCGAACUUUAUCAAAUCUCUCAUCACCUGGUGCUCAAGACUUACCGGGGAGCGUCAUGAUUCACACAGCCGAUCCGAAUAAUGAUUAUACUGAAGAAUUUUUAGAAGAAGAAAGGAUUGAUAGCUUAGGGCAAAGCAAUGAACUUUCGCUAAGUGACAAACUGGCUCAAUUGAAUACUCAAGCUUAUCCUGCUUUCUUACCAAUUGGGCUCAAUACACUGGGCACAGAUCAGUAUGAUGGUUUACGUGAGAAUUUAUUUUCUUAUUACUAUAAGAGAAUUUCUGAUAAAGCUAUUUACAAGUUCAUGUCUUUGAAUAUUAAAGGACCCCCACCAUUUAAUAAGGGCGGAUACCCUAAUGCGCAUGACUCAACAAAUUCAUCAUGUUCCCUCAGCGAGCUUGAUUCUAUUACUCUGUCUGAAAUGGGAAGUGCAUAUCUGGAGGAAUCUUCGAAUUCAAAACUGUGA